CGGUGAGGCCAGCGGGAUCCCGACGCCGCUUCAUUCGCCCGCCGACCCCGCUGGCCGCGCUUCCUGCUAGUCGCCGCGCUCUGCCCGCCGCCGCCAUGGCCCAAGCCGACAUCGCACUGAUCGGACUGGCUGUCAUGGGCCAGAACUUAAUACUGAACAUGAAUGACCACGGCUUUGUGGUGUGUGCUUUUAACAGGACAGUCUCCAAAGUAGAUGAUUUCUUGGCCAAUGAGGCAAAGGGAACCAAAGUGAUUGGUGCACAGUCCUUGAAGGAGAUGGUCUCCAAGCUGAAGAAGCCCCGGCGGAUCAUCCUGCUUGUGAAGGCUGGCCAAGCUGUGGAUGACUUCAUUGACAAACUGGUGCCAUUGCUGGACUCCGGUGACAUCAUCAUUGAUGGAGGGAAUUCUGAAUAUCGAGAUACUACAAGACGAUGUCGAGACCUGAAGGCCAAGGGACUCUUGUUUGUGGGAAGUGGCGUCAGUGGUGGCGAGGAAGGGGCUCGGUACGGCCCGUCACUCAUGCCCGGAGGGAACAAAGAAGCUUGGCCUCACAUCAAGACAAUCUUCCAAAGCAUUGCUGCGAAAGUGGGGACCGGAGAACCCUGCUGUGACUGGGUGGGAGACGAGGGGGCCGGGCACUUCGUGAAGAUGGUGCACAACGGGAUAGAGUACGGAGACAUGCAGCUGAUCUGCGAGGCGUACCACUUGAUGAAGGAUGUGCUGGGCCUGGAGCAUGAGGAGAUGGCCCAGACGUUUGAGGAAUGGAAUAAGACGGAGCUAGACUCGUUCCUGAUCGAAAUCACAGCUAAUAUUCUCAAAUUCCGAGACAGCGACGGCCAGGAGCUGCUGCCCAAGAUCAGAGACAGUGCGGGGCAGAAGGGCACAGGGAAGUGGACGGCCAUCUCCGCCCUGGAGUAUGGGGUUCCGGUCACCCUCAUCGGAGAAGCUGUCUUUGCUCGCUGUUUGUCAUCUCUCAAGGACGAGAGGAUUCAAGCCAGCAAGAAACUGAAGGGUCCCCAGAAGGCCCAGUUUGAAGGCAGCAAGCAGUCAUUCCUGGAGGACAUUCGGAAGGCGCUCUAUGCCUCCAAAAUCAUCUCGUACGCUCAAGGCUUCAUGCUGCUCAGACAGGCCGCCACUGAAUUUGGCUGGACGCUCAAUUACGGUGGCAUUGCCCUCAUGUGGAGAGGAGGCUGCAUCAUCAGAAGUGUCUUUCUGGGCAAGAUUAAAGAUGCGUUUGAUCGAAACCCAGACCUCCAGAACCUGCUACUGGAUGACUUCUUUAAGUCCGCUGUGGAGAACUGCCAGGACUCGUGGCGGCGGGCCGUGAGCACUGGCGUGCAGCAGGGCAUCCCCAUGCCCUGCUUCUCCACUGCCCUGGCCUUCUACGACGGCUACAGACACGAGAUGCUGCCGGCCAACCUCAUCCAGGCGCAGCGGGAUUACUUUGGGGCGCACACCUAUGAACUCUUGGCCAAACCGGGACAGUUUAUCCAUACCAACUGGACAGGCCACGGCGGCAGCGUGUCGUCCUCUUCCUACAACGCCUAAUGGGGCGCCCGCCCCCCUCCUCCCCAGAACGGACAUUCCGUGCGCAGCACUCCAGGGCCCUUUGCCCUGCUUCCUGCUCAGAUCUUUUAGCCAAGGUUCCCCAGGGCCUAAGUAACAAGUGGUCCCGGAACUACCACGUGACCGUCCUCCACACCCUUGGGCGCUGUGGUCAAAGCGGCUGCAGCCCCUCGUGGACGGACGGGCUUUGUGGGUUUGAUCAUGCUGGAACUGGCGUCCUGCUGCUCCUCCCUUCUCUACUCAGUGAGCACCGCACAGCCCCACCCCUGCCUUCCCCCCACACUCCUGGCCACACUCCUGGCCAGAGGAUGGCACUGAGGGCCUCACAUUCCACUGGGCUGUGUGAAUUCACUCCCACCCCUCCCCGCCUCCACUUAACAAAGACCCCAAGUAACACAAGAAACACCAGGCUGAGGACAGUGAGGGGCCUGGGCUGGAGGCGCGGGCUGCGGGCUGCGGGCGCUGGGCAGAGGGUGUGUGGGUCGUGGGAACGCUCUGUACCUGCUCUAUCAUGUUCUUUACAAUAAAUCUUUUUGAGAAUUCCA
Messenger RNA from Dipodomys spectabilis (banner-tailed kangaroo rat), 2110 nucleotides. RefSeq names its product phosphogluconate dehydrogenase (gene Pgd). Bases 96 to 1547 code for a protein of 483 amino acids. Gene Ontology annotation, molecular function: NADP binding; phosphogluconate dehydrogenase (decarboxylating) activity. NCBI's taxonomy places the organism in Eukaryota, Metazoa, Chordata, Mammalia, Rodentia, Heteromyidae. Gene Ontology annotation, biological process: pentose-phosphate shunt, oxidative branch; pentose-phosphate shunt. Gene Ontology annotation, cellular component: cytosol. The record is from RefSeq and is a predicted model, not a curated record. The transcript is spliced from 13 exons.